Messenger RNA from Schistocerca americana (American grasshopper), 2616 nucleotides. RefSeq names its product regulation of nuclear pre-mRNA domain-containing protein 1B. Gene Ontology annotation, biological process: mRNA 3'-end processing. The transcript has 6 exons. Gene Ontology annotation, molecular function: RNA polymerase II complex binding. Lineage: Eukaryota; Metazoa; Arthropoda; Insecta; Orthoptera; Acrididae. The record is from RefSeq and is a predicted model, not a curated record. Gene Ontology annotation, cellular component: RNA polymerase II, holoenzyme. The coding region runs from base 68 to 1132 and encodes 354 amino acids.
UUGGAACAAUAGAGAAGCGAUGUGUUAUUUACGUGCAAAUGGAAAGAUUAUCUAGAACGCGUAUGAAAUGAUGGCUGGCUUUACGGAGUCGGCAUUAUCUAAGAAACUUGCAGACCUUAACAGUUCGCAGCAAAGCAUACAAACUCUCUCCCUGUGGUUAAUUCAUCACCGAAAACACCAUGCCGCAAUUGUGAAAGUAUGGUUCAAAGAUUUUCUAAAAAGCAACGCGAAUAGGAAGCUGACCUUUAUGUAUCUAGCGAAUGAUGUUAUUCAAAAUAGCAAGAGAAAAGGGCCUGAAUUUGGGAAGGAGUUUGGAAGUGUUCUCAAAAAGGCCUUCGAACAUUUUUCUCUUCCUGAAUGUGAUGAAAAAACGAUUAGGAACCUCAAUCGAAUACUACAAGUUUGGGAAGAAAGAGGUGUUUAUGACAGCAAGAUGAUAAAAGAAUUCAAGAAAGCUCUGGAACCACCGGACAGAGAGCCAACUCCACCAAAGAAGAAAGUGAAGUUAACACCAAGUUUUGUGCCUGAAGUGGAAAAGCCAACUAAGAAGGAGAAAACAAUAAAAGUAAAAGUUGUACCAAGGGAGCAUAAAAAGUCAGAAACAGAAGUUGAAGUAGAUGGGACUAAAGAGUUACAUGUUACCCUAUCACCACAUACACCAUCUGGAGAUCCUCCAGAACCGGAGGAGCUUAUAAAAGCUCUCAUGGAACUAGAGAACUCUGCUUCAAGCGAUGCAGCUGUAAGGGAGAGAAUAGCUAGUCUGCCACCAGAAGUUUCUGAAGUUUCGCUUUUGAAUAAAUUAGAAGAUAAAGCAACAGCGGAGAAACUAGCAGUACAAGUCAAUGAAGCUGUACAGUUACUACUAGAAUAUAACAGUCGCCUUGCAGCUGAAAUGGAAGACCGGAAGAAAGUUUCCUCAAUGAUGAGAGAUUUUAUUCAGGCUCAGAGAGAACUCUAUGCACAAGCUGAACAGAGGUUAGAGGAAUACAAAGAGAAACUACAGAAGGUGUAUGUUGUACGUCAGGAGAUAAAGUCUCACAUUCAGAAUCUCCCAGACUUGACUCAACUGCCUGAUGUGACAGGAGGGCUGGCCCCUCUACCAUCUGCAGGAGAUCUUUUUAGUUUGCACUGACUACUUUUUUUUUCUUUCAAGAAGACUGCUAUGUAUAUAGAUCAUGUAUAUAGAAAAUUACCAAAUAUUGUUAUAUGCUUUUACAUGUGUUCUCUUGAAGCUGCAUUUUUCUUUUGUUUUUGUUUUUUAAAAAAAUAUAUAUAAUAGACACAGAACAUAAUCCUUGUCAACUAUAUUGUUUCAAGAGUAUGUAGCAUUUAAUUAUCACAGUUUCAUGUGUUAGCUGUCUCUUGUGGAGCACUUUGGAACAUUACAAAGUAGCUUUGAUUGUGAAGCACCAAUUUUUAUUUUAUUUUUGUUGUUUGUUAAGAAAAACACCUUGCUUGCAAUCCAGUUGCCUGUUUGUUCAUGCAAGUAGCAUGAAUAUGUUUCGAUCAUGUAGAUAAAAAGCCAGUAACCCUCCCUACUCACGAUGAUUGUUGUUGUAUACUGAAAUGUGUUAGUAAAUUUAUUGUUGACCAAUCUGAUUUAUUGCUGUUAUUCCUAAAAAUUAACUCAAGUUCAAAUUUUCUUUUAUUUAUCUUUUCACAUGUCUAAAACAAAAGGUCACAUUCUUAGUAAUGACAGCUGAUAUUAAAUAGAAAAGUAACUCCCCAUCCCCAAAUAUAUCUCUCUCUCUCUCUCUCUCUCUCUCUCUCUCUCUCUCUCUCUCUCUCUCCUUCACCUCCCUCAUUCUGAGGAGACCAUGCAAAAAAAAAGGCUCAUUUCUGUGAACUGAACCUGUUAUAAGAAGUAAAUUGCAUGGCUUGACAGAUGUUUGCUGUGUUAUUCCAACAGCACAUUUCAAUAACUGUGGCAAGUUAUUCUUAACAUGGUUUUAUAUUUAUACCCUUUCAUCUAUCUUUUAAUGCUGCACACACUUCCGCAAAGAACUGCAGUAAAAUUUCUAUCCUUCCAUUAAAAUGCUUUUAUUAGGUAUUUAAAACUCACAGCUAUACUUUUCUCUGCAUAUUUGGUCAUUUAUAAUAUUUCGGGAUUAACAGAGAGAAUUGUUGCUUUCUUCAUGGUUUAUUAUUCUUUGAUAGACAAGUGCUGAAUUUACUGCUUGUUUAACAAAAUCUUAAUAAUUCCUAAAUUACACAAGCUGUGUGUAUAUGUGAGUGUGUGUAACAUUUAGCUCGCAACAUGACAAUAACACCAAACACCAUUUUUAAAUCUGAGUCCUUCUCAGAUGCACAAAUGUUUACACUGAUGAACAAUUGUAUUUAUUGUGGAAUCUGUAUUAGUUCAUGUAAAUAAAUAAAAAAAUUUCUGGGUUACGCAUUCUUUUUGCUAAACUUUGAGUGCUGUAACAUUCAGAAUUCUUGCAGCCUGACAAAGCAGAAUCAGAAUUUUGCUAUUCAUAAUAAAUGAUGAUAUGAAUUUGCUUUCAAGAAAUGCAUUAUACAGUAUUCAGUGAUAUAGUUUUAAUAUUUGGAAAGUGCAGUUUGUAAAUAUUGCAGAAUAAACUUUUGUCAAUAAAAUAUUAGGCUCAGUAUCCUCAA